AGUGUCGUCUCUUCGUCUGUGUAUCAAGUUAGUUGGUUGUCACAUGCUGGAUCAUGGAUGGUGCAGAGUUAUUGGUGUUCGUAAAGUGGAACAGUUUGGUGGAAAGAAGUAAAAGAAUGAUAAGCCACAUGGGGAUGGCAGGGACUCUGAUGAAUUUCCCCUGCAGUGGACAAGACUUACUUAGGCACUUUCAAAAAGCACCUUCACAAAUGAUAGAUGAAAUCAGAGAUCAGAACCAGUUCGAGUCGCAGUCUGACAAACUUGCGAGAAAGCUGAAAGAAAGUCCAUUUUUUGGAAUUGGGUUGUUAGCUAUGACGGGAGUUUGUGCAGUAGGUGCCUAUAGGUUUCGCCGUCCCCUGACCAUGUCUACGCCCCAGUACCUGAUGCAACUGAGGGUAGCUGCCCAAGGUGCCUGUGUAGGAAGUGUUGUUGUAGGAGCUGCCUACACUAUGGCGACCCAACACCACAGCAAUGGAGAAGACUAACCACCUAACACCAAAAUAUACUAGACACUGAAUAUGCUUUAGCUAAGCAUAUGAUUUAUAUCAAUGGACCUGAUUAAUAAAACCGCUGUUUUUAGAGGGUAACAAAGCUAUACAGUAUACAAGGCAUCACACUCUGUUGUACACUCAUCCUUCGUUAAUAUUUGGUUUAAAAUAUAAAUUGGGUCCCCAUCUCAGUUGAUAAUGAUAACAAUAAUGAUAGUGUUCAUUCUUUUACUUCAAGUAAUAAACUCUCAUUCCCUUGUCAUAAAACCUCUUUAUCAAUUUCUUCAAAAGUGCAGCUGUUGAACUUAAAA
Molecule: messenger RNA, 799 nt
Organism: Macrosteles quadrilineatus (aster leafhopper)
Lineage: Eukaryota; Metazoa; Arthropoda; Insecta; Hemiptera; Cicadellidae
Product: HIG1 domain family member 1A, mitochondrial-like
Exons: 4
Coding region: 54-485 (143 amino acids)
Biological process (GO): mitochondrial respirasome assembly
Cellular component (GO): mitochondrion
Source: RefSeq, a predicted model, not a curated record